CUUCUUAACGCACGUAUGCAUAUAAGUCCUAGCUUUGAUACGUAAACAUUCUGGUAUUUACGUUGUGUAAUAUCUUGCACCCGUUAACAAAGAUAAUUUAGCGCUGCGCAGUUGGCGGCAAGCGAGUGUGAUGUUUACGGCGGAGCGAGGCUUGACGGCUGAAGUAGGGAUGGCAGCGGAGCCGGGACGUGCGAUGUAGCGGGGCGGGCGCCCGGGAGAUGAGCGUGUUCGGCGACUUCCGCGCGGUGUGGGCGCAGCGGUUCCCGGGCAGCGAGCUGCCGGCCGCCUGGGAGCAGGACGUGCGCGCCAACCUGGCCAAGCACCGCCAGCGCGCCGCCGUGCUGCGCGAGGAGCUGGACAAGGAGCAGUUCUACGUGGAGUACCUGGAGCGCCUGCUGGAGGACGUGGAGCGCCACAAGCAGCGCGCCGGGCCGGGCCGCAAGCGCGCCUCCAACUACGUGACGGUCAUCGAGGUGAACGGGCUGCGGCGCGCGGAGGAGGAGCCCUUCUACGACUCGGUGCCCGCGGACGAGGACGAAGCGGACCCUGAGGCUGAGCCCGACCCUGACCCUGACCCUGACCCUGACCCCGACGAGCGGGCCGCCUCUCCACCCGCCGACCCGCCGCCUCCUGACGGUGGGGCGGACGAGGAAGCACGCGUCGCGGGGUCCGACACGGCCCGGAGCGCGGCCAGCUCGGCCACCACCGACACGGACACGGAGGGGGGCGUGCCCACGCUGCCCUCCUGCAGUCCCCUGGGGCCGGCCGCGUCGCCCGCCAAGAGGAGCAACUACGUCAACAUCGAGUACUUCAUCAAGCAGGGGACGGAGAUGCGCAGCAGCUCGCUGGACUCGGAGGAGGACGAGGUGCCCCCGCUGCUCAGGACCAUCUCGGUGGACACCGAGGCGGGCGACGACCUGCUGAGCAACCUGUCCUACGCCAGCAGCUCCUCGCUGGAGUCGGCCCCCGCGCCCCCCCGCCCCCAGGACCCCAACAAGGCGGAGGCCGAGAGGAUGACCAUGUACCGCUGCAUCAUCGCCAGCAUCAUCGAGAGCGAGACAGUGUACGUGGAGUGCCUCAACGUCAUGCUGCAGUACAUGAAGGCCAUCAAGGCGACUCUGACGACGUCGCAGCCAGUCAUCUCGGAGGAGGAGUUCAACUCCAUGUUCUACAAGAUCCCGGAGCUGCACGCCCUGCACCUCGGCUUCCUGGAGGGCCUCAAGAAGCGCACGCACAACUGGGACGGCCGCCUCACCAUCGGCGACCACUUCAGGAUCAUGGCCAGCAACAUCAACGUGUACGGGGCGUUCCUGCACAACUACGGGCGCGCCACGGACACGGUGCGCAAGUGCAGCGCCAACAGCCAGCAGUUUGCGGACAUCACGCGCGAGAUACGCCUCAAGUCGCUGGCCAACCAGACGCUCUCGCUGGAGGACCUGCUGCACAAGCCGGUGGCGCGCGUGCAGAAGAACGCCCUCGUGCUGCACGAUCUGCUCAAGUACACCCCGGAGUCGCACCCCGACCACGCCACGCUCACCGAGGCCCUGAAGAUGACGCAGCACUUCCUCGACGAGUUCAACAUGAUCCAGACCAAGACCAUGUUCCCGGCGGCCGACCGGGCCCAGCGCCGACUGGUCAAGAACUCCUUCAUCGUGGAGCUGGUGGACGGACACCGCAAGCUGCGACACCUCUUCCUCUUCAACGACGUGCUGGCGUGCGCCAAGUACAAGGCGUCGGGGAGAGACAAGUUCACGUUCGAGCUGAAGUGGUACAUCGCGCUGAGCGACAUUGUCAUCUUCGAAGAGCCUGCGGUGGAGCCCCGAGAGACCAGUCCUGCCAACAUCGUGUCCCUCAAGUCGCAGGCAUGCACGGUGCGCGACCAGAUCCUGUGGGAGGAGCGCGAGCGACCGCGCAGCAAGUCGGAGAAGCAGCGCAAGAAGUUGGCGGACCUGGAGGCACAGCUGGUGCUGGCCUCGCCCAACCUCGUGUUCCGUGUCGGCAACCGCAGCUCGCGCGCCUACACGUUCUUCCUGUCGUCGGAGUUUGAGCGCACGCAGUGGAUCGAGGCCAUCCACGCCCUGCAGUCGAGCCAGCCGCCUGGGCCCGGCAGCACGGUCACCAUGUACGAGCUGCAGGCGUGGAUCACGGCGUGCCGCACCUUCCUGAAGACCAACAUGGGCUCCUACCUGCUGCGCUCCGGCCGGGACGAGAGCCUGCUGGUGGGCGACCUGCACCUGCACCUGCGCGACCUGCGCGGCCUCACGCAGCCCGCGGACCUGUUUGUGUGCGUGGAGGUGGACUCGUACGGCCACUACUUCCGCAAGGUCAAGUCGAAGCUGGUGUGCGGGAGCGCGGCGCCGCGCUGGAACGAGGAGUUCAUCGUGGAGCUGGAGGGGUCGCAGAACAUGCGCGUGCUGCUGUACGAGGAGAGCCAGGACCGCGCCCUGCUGCGCGCACGGCACACGCAGAAGCUGAGCCGCCUGUGGCUGGGCGACCAGCCCGUGGACAGGGCCGUGCCCCUGCAGGGCUGCUCGCUGAACGUGACCCUGAGGUUCGUGGCCAGCGAGGUGACGCUGCGCAGGGUGCCCACGGCGCGGGCCGCCGGCCUCUUCGGGGCCAAGAUCCAGCAGGUCUGCAAGCGCCAGAAGAGGGAGGUGCCCUUCAUCGUCACGGCGUGCGUGCGCGAGGUGGAGCGGCGCGGCAUGAACGAGGUGGGCGUGUACCGCGUGUCCGGCUCCGCCUCCGACCUCGGCCGCCUCAAGAAGUCCUUCGAGACCAACUCGUAUGAGGCGGAGCAGCUGCUGAAGGAGGUGGACAUCCACUCGGUGACGGGCGUGCUGAAGCUGUACCUGCGCGAGCUCCCGGAGGCGCUCUUCACGGACGAGCUGUACCGCAGCUUCCUGGGCGCGCACAACGGGCCCGGCGCAGACAAGGAGCGCGCGCUGCUGCACUGCUUCUCGCUGCUGCCGCCCCACAACCAGCGCAUCAUCUCCGCGCUGCUGGCCCACCUCGUCAGGUGCGCACGCCCCCCCUCCCUGCCUUCCUUCCUUCCUUCCUCCCCGUGGCACGGCCGGUCCCGGCGCAGACAAGGAGCGCGCGCUGCUGCACUGCUUCUCGCUGCUGCCGCCCCACAACCAGCGCAUCAUCUCCGCGCUGCUGGCCCACCUCGUCAGGGUGAACGCGCACGAGGCACAGAACAAGAUGUCACUGCACAACCUGGCCACGGUGUUCGGGCCCACACUGCUGCGUCCGGGCUCGGGCAAGCUGGACCCGCGCGGCACGGACUGCCUCGCCGCCAGCACGGUCGACGUCAUGGCGCAGGCCGGCAUCCUCUACUUCUUCCUGUCGCGCGCUGCGCAGGGCGUGCGCAGCUAGGCGCGGCCACACUGGCCCACGCUGCUGCGUCUGUGCUCGGGCAAGCUGGACCCGCGCGGCACGGACUGCCUCGCCGCCAGCACGGUCGACGUCAUGGCGCAGGCCGGCAUCCUCUACUUCUUCCUGUCGCGCGCUGCGCAGGGCGUGCGCAGCUAGGCGCGGCCACACUGGCCCACGCUGCUGCGUCUGUGCUCGGGCAAGCUGGACCCGCGCGGCACGGACUGCCUCGCCGCCAGCACUGUCGACUAGGCGCGGCCACACUGGCCCACUGUGCGUGGGCACAAACCUCUAUCAAAUGAAACUUUCUUUAAAAUGGUCAGAGAUUUAGUUGUCACUUUGAUAUUUCAGUUAGUGCUCUUUUGCUAUAAAAUAUCAAGUUUUUAUGUAACUGUUGCAAAUACAUCAGGAAUGCCUAAUUUUUUUAGAUUUUUAUAUGGAAAUUGGAGAUACAAUUUUGAUGUAAAUAACAAUUGACAAAUUUUUUUUAUCCUACAAAUGAUAAUCCUAAAGAAAUAUAACCCAUACUAAAAUGAUAUAGUGCAUAAAUCUGGCAAACCCAACUCUUGUUUGUGCGGAAAUUAGACUGAAUUUGAUCAGAGUACGAAUAAGCAGGAGCCUGCCUGUUUGGCUGAGGGGCUGCAGAAUGAUCUCAUCUCACCUGGUGUAGACGUAGGAACACAUUGUAGUGGCAUAGCUCGUCACACUCUAAGCAGAAACAAUGUUUAUUGGCUGAAGCAUCACACAUUGCAUUCACCCAAUGAAAAAUACAUCACAUGAAUCAAUAUGCUGUUAAAUGAUGUAGGGCCAUCAUUUAGUUUAAAUGUUAAUAUAUGGUUGCUUUAAUUUAAAAAUGAACACACACUCAUUGUCAUUUACUUGAUUCUAGGACUCAAUUAAGUGUGAUUUACAGAGUCCUAAAAUAAAGAGUAUCUUGCAAUCAGUGGCAUCUUAGAUUUGAGUAUAUACUGUAUGUAGUGGAACCUCAUUCAUAAACACUUGAAGGGACCAUAAUUUUGAUAAUUUUUAGUAAUGAGAUUUAUGCUAACCAACUCUUUGGAACAAUUAUUUUUCUUCUCGAGCAUAAUUAACGAAGCACAAAUUCACAAUAGGAUCACAGAUUUUUAAAUAAUAAUGAUGAUGAUGAUAAUCAUGUUUGAGUGCAAUGUUAUAUAUUUUAUAGGAUUGUACGUACUUUGUAUAAAUUUAUAAAUGAGACUUAACUGGUUUCUAACUGUAAAUUAAAGCUCACCAAACUGUAAACAUACACAUGUUGUUUUAUGUAGUAUAUAUGGUAUAAUAUGUGCUUUAAGGAUGUGUGUUGAUGUGUGGAUUCCUUGUCGUGUUGGUAAAGUGUCGGUUGCCUUGUCACCUAGCGGUAUAACCGCGUGUGGACAGACAGGGUGUAUGCUCUCUUUCUUGUGUUGUGUUUAAUUUUCUGUGGUCUUGUGUUUCUAUCACGUAGCUCUACGUAGUUGCUUAACUUAGUUCCAUUGUCGUGACAAAGAACGGCUCUUUUUACAUUCAAAAAAUGUUUUAUCUUAUGAAAUCAAAAUAAGUGUGUGGAACGCUCCUGAACUCAUAAUGGAACUUCCUGCCAGCAGAGUUUAAUCUACUGUUAACUGAACGUCAGUUUAGGAUUUUGCCUUUCAUGUAAAUUACUUAAUUUAUGUUCAAUGAACACAAAAUUAAUGAAUACCUAGUUAAAUAAUAAUGCAAAAACUGUGAAACUAAAAUGAUUCACCCAAUACGUAAAUUAAAAAUGCUCACGGAUAUUUUGAAUUUAAAAAUUAAUUUUCAAGGUUUUCCUAUAUUUGAGGCUGUUGUAAAUUCUCUAUAUAUUUUUUAAUUUCAUAUGAAAUAGGUUAGAUAUUUAGUAAUUGGAAUUGAAGUCAUAAGAUUUUGAUCCUAUUUGUUUAUGGAGGACAAAGAAGUGGUAUCAAAGAAUUAUAUGACUGGACUUACCACUAAUUUCGUGUUAUGAAUGUAAAAUCAGUAUUUGUGUUUUGUGCAUGCAUCUACUUUCAAGCAAUAAUUUCAGGUACAGAUGUGAAAUGUCUGUGAUAAUUUCCACAUCACUUUUUCUUUGAUAACUCAUGUUAUUUAUUGUUAAACGAAUUUAUGUUACAUAUUGAGUAAAAUGUUGAAACUUGAUUAAAUAGAGAUAUAGGCAAUAUUAAAAACUAUAAAACAAGAAUAUAAUACCAUAUAUGCAAUUAAAUUAUUUAUUUCAGUAUGUUGUGUGUAAGCAAUUAGCCUGAAACUAAAGUUUUAACUUGUGCCUCAACAUAUAACUUUCUAUUACUAUUUUAUUCAAUUCUAAGACAAUUGAUUAUUGAUUUUUUAAAAUUAAAAAAUAUAAUUAUUUACUUAAGAAUGUUCUUUGUAAGUAACUGCUUCACACAAAUAUUUUAACUAAUGCUUUAAUAUAACAUAAUAUAUCCUUGAUUUUAAUCAAUUCUAUAAAUCGACUAUCGAUUGGGUUUAGAGCUUCACAGAUUAUAAUAUUUCAGGCGAGCUCAUCUGAAUUUGGAAUGAUGAAUGUAGAACAAUAGUGUUCAGGAUGUGGCACAAGGAACAAACAGGGGUGACUAGCAACUGCCACAUAAGACAAAUGCUGAUGAUUGCAGGUACAUCAAGCAAGUGAGCACGUAACAAGUCCCUUCUUAAAGUUGAAGCAGCCAAACAAAUGCAAUUUCGACCAUCACAGCCUUUGCACGAAACCUAAAUGUGUUACGUAAAGAGAACCACCUCUUAUGUUUUAAGGCAAACGUUUUCUUUUAGAUAGAUGUGAAGAUCAAAGAAUGCAUUUUAAAAUCGAGGGUAUCUUAUAUUUGAGUAGAUACGUUAGUUAAAAUGUGGGCAAUAAAGGUCCAAGAACUAAGUCCAGUAGAACUCCUUCCUUCCUCUCUCAGGUUUGGACUAUACAACAGUUGAGUUUAUGAUAAUAUAUGUUUGUUCCUGUUUAUCCGAUGGAAAUGAAAUUAUAAGUUUGUUUGUAUUUUCUUAGAACUUAUGUUUAUUUACACGUACAUCAUGAUUUACAGUUAAAAGAGUGCUUGGCUUGAUUACAAAAAUAAUUAAUGUAGGUUUCAUUUUGUAAUGGUUAUUAAAAAUGGUGCCACCUAAUUAUUUGAUGACAAAAGGAAAAAUUUAUAUUGCAAUCUGUAUUGUGAAAUAUUUUAAACACUUUAGUGAGUUGUAGUUUUGCGAGUCACUGGUCCCCAGUAAAAGCAGAGAGCAUGGGAGAGUUCCACACGUUCACAGCAUUUCAUUCCAACUCGCUCUGCUGCUACAGGAAGAACAAUGUUAGUUCUGCCAUUCCUUGAAUGCAAUUGGUAAUUUUUGCAUCUGUUUCUUAACCUAACGUGUGUUUCCUCAUAUUGAGUUAGAACGAAAAUGUUUCUUGCGUACCAAGUCUUUGCAUGGUUGUGUUUGAGUGAUGAUCUUUGCAUUGGAAUUGCUGACUUUGACAUUUUUGUGCUGAUUGCAAAUGGUGCAGCUGGAAUCAAGGCAACUCGCUAUAGUAGUGGCAUAGCCACCAAACAUUAUGUGCGGGCGCAAGAGAAGAGAGAGUAUGUAUGCACAGCUAUUGUAAAAUGUUCUAUGUACUGAUCUAGUCAUGUUGUUAAACCUGUAUGUGUAUAUAUAUGAAUGUGUAGUGUGUGUCCCAUGUCUGAACCUUGCCUAGUUUCCACACCUAAACAUUUCUGUCUUUCCUGUUUCGUACAUCGGCUUAUGAGCUGUCACUGGGAAAUUUCUACUAAAAAAAAGCAUACAUGCUGAGUAGUUUACAUUUUUUUUAUGUAUUUUAUGUAAUGUUUUUUACAAACAUUCCCCACAAUUUUCUAUAAUAUACAUUUAUGGUGGUGGGAGCUAACUCAAAGCCAGCCUUCAAUUACAAAGUUUUGCACAAAUUAAAUGUAUACUGCAUGCGUAAGAGUUACGAAUGUUAAAUAAAAAAAAAUUGUCUGGAAAUAUAAGUGUAAGAGCUUUUGAUGUUUGUUGGAGUGUGUGUUGACAUUUGCAGAGAGAAGGUCAACACUUGGUGGCUUCAGUGAGCUCUCUGCUCAGUCUUCCACAGUUGAGAUUUUAAGUUUACUUCUGUUGUAGAUGUAAACAUUUUUAUGAAAUUAUCUGUCUGUAUUUAAAUGUUAAGAAAAAAAAGUUAGGUAACGUGUAUGUUGUAAAAGUAUAACAUUUAAGUAAUGUCAGGCAAAUGUGCUGAGUGCUGUUCAGAGGAGUAAAACUGGGGUACGAGUUCAUGCCUCAUACAGUACAGGUGGUUGUACCGAGAGGAAUGUAGGAUCUCACGUGACUAGCUAGCUGUUGAGGUCCAUAACCAUACUCUUCAUUACUUUGCAGGGGCGUUAAUGUCUUGUCAGAAAAUUCAUUUCUGUGUAACUGACUUGGCUUACUUGUUUUCACUGUCACUUUUUAACUUCCUGUCACGUAAGUGGGUCUUUAUUGCAAUUUUUUUUUGCGUACACAAGUCUGAAAUGUAAAUGCUGAAAUCUUCUUCAAGUUAUCCUUUUGUCUUAUUGUAUUUUUGUUUAACUUUAGUUGGCUUGUGUUAUGUUGGUGACAGUGCUACACAUCUUGGUUAUGUCAUAAAUACUAAUAUUUAGUUUUAACUUAUUCUCAUGUGUAAAUUGUGAAUUAUUUCUCCUGUCUUGUAAUAAUGCAAGUGACAAUUCCUGCUUAGUGUUGGAGAUAGCUGUAUCUAUCACCAACCCAUCAUAUCUUUAGACAUGUUUACUUGCGAGAGAAAAUCAUUUUGUUACUGGAAGGUUCCGUGUUAUUUCCCUUUGGUGGCUGGCAUGAGGCAGAGUUGCAGUGGUUGGUAUUACUUGUGGCAGCACUGUUUUUACCAGACUGUAAAUUUAUAAGUUAACAGUAAUCUACAUGAUGUCAAGAGCAUUUGUUACCAGUGAAACUGGUUUUUUUAAACCAUUGUAUUUGUACAAUUUUAUAUUUACAAAAAUAUAUACUACGUAUCUUA
Messenger RNA from Bacillus rossius redtenbacheri, 8374 nucleotides. RefSeq names its product breakpoint cluster region protein (gene RhoGAP1A). Gene Ontology annotation, molecular function: GTPase activator activity; guanyl-nucleotide exchange factor activity. The record is from RefSeq and is a predicted model, not a curated record. Lineage: Eukaryota; Metazoa; Arthropoda; Insecta; Phasmatodea; Bacillidae. Gene Ontology annotation, cellular component: membrane. Bases 219 to 3674 code for a protein of 1151 amino acids. Gene Ontology annotation, biological process: positive regulation of GTPase activity; intracellular signal transduction. The transcript has 16 exons.